Messenger RNA from Morus notabilis, 561 nucleotides. RefSeq lists its product as uncharacterized. Lineage: Eukaryota; Viridiplantae; Streptophyta; Magnoliopsida; Rosales; Moraceae. The record is from RefSeq and is a predicted model, not a curated record. The transcript has a single exon. The coding region runs from base 1 to 561 and encodes 186 amino acids.
AUGAAUCCACCGCCACAACAACAACAACUGCCAUUACCACUGCAAUCGGCACGGGAUCAGAAUGAGGCUCAAGUGGGAGAGCCAGUGUAUGAACGAUUUAGGAAGCAACGACCUCUGACAUUUGAGGGGGACACUGAUCCAUUAAUUGUUGAAGAAUGGAGGUGUAGUCUUGAGAAGAUUUUUGACUUCAUGAAGUUGAUAGAUAAGGAAAAAGUGGCAUGUGCGGUGUAUCAAAUGAAGAACAAUGCAAGAAUUUGGUGGGACAUUGUUAAGAGGACCGUGCAUGUGAAUACUCUAACCUGGACGGGAUCUCUGGAGCUGUUAAACUCUAAAUACUACAAUGCUAACAUUCUGGAUGCAGAAAUGGAUGAGUUUCAAGAGUUAAAGCAAGGGAACUCUACCGUGAUUGAAUAUGCGCAGAAGUUCGAUCAAUUGUCAAGAUUUGCACUCGGAUUGGUAGCAACAGAAAAUGAGAGAAAAAGGAGGUUUAUGAAAGGUCUAAGGUCAGAUUUGGCAAAGUUAGUGGAUGCUGGUGAGAUGGGGCCAUGCACCUAUGCAUAA